AUGUAAAAUAUAAACAUUUAUUAUAGAUCAGAAUUUCAAAAUGAAUUGUUAGUCUGUUAAUAAAUGAAUAAUACAAAAGGAUUUUACCAUUUGCCAUAUGCAGCAGCAAACUUCCUGAUAUCAGGAUGUCAGGUUCUCAUUUGCAAAAUGGAGAAGCAGGUUUUCUACCACUGGGAUGCCAGCUUCUCCGCAGAAGACAUUCCUUUCGGCACUAAGGUGCCAGGUGCUCUGUGUCUAUCCCUCAUUUGCAAAUCCAGAAAUUAACUUUUAUAGCACUGGAUUGGCAGCUUCUGCCAUCAAUCAUUUGCACCCUAUUGAUCAGUUAACAUGAACUGCGAGGCUGCUACAGGGUUAGAUGCGCAAAACUGACUUCACUGUAAAAACAAUAGAAAAGGAUUGUUUUGUUUCAUUUCAGACAUACAAGUACAGUUUUUGUCAAAACUAAAUAUUUUUUAUCCCAAAGCAGGAAGAUAUCCACCUUCACCUUCCUAACAUGGGUGUACUGUAGUACUGUUACUAUGACAGUUCAUUAAGGCUUAAUUAUGCCUGCCUAAUCAAGCAGGUAAGUUGAAGCCAAGUGUAAACACGGAGACAGAAUACGUAGACCGAGCUGAGGAAAUACACCUGAAGACAAUUUGUCCUACAGUGUGAGCAGGUAGAUAAAUCCUAGGAUGAGUUUUGGGCUAGAAGGCUGUAACUGUAGCAGAGGUCAAACCUGAGUAGGAUCCUGUCCAGUUUUUUCUCUCUCAGUGAGAGACGCAAAGGAAACAAGAGGCCUGGGAACUGUGGAUGAGCCUCACCUGAAACAAAAGAACAGGGCCUACAGGCGUGGUUUAUAUUAAUGGUCACCAAGAAGAAGUUAACCGGCCUUUGCCUUGAAGUUCCACGACAGUGAAAAACUUUACUUUCAGCACGAGAUAGUAAAAGACUGAGUAAUUGUAUGUACAUGUUUGAUAUGACAUAUGAUAUUUGCAUAACUAAUUUAUCACAGUUAUGCAGACAGAAAAAAACUGUAUAAUCGUUCCACCCUGGAAAACGAACAGCUUGAGAAAUCAUUAAAAGGCCUAUCAAAGCCAUUAUAUUCAUACCUGUGUGUAUGCAAUCCUGUGACUGUCAGUUGAGACAACAUGGUGAUAACAUAACCUUCUUCAUAAGGUUAUGAAGUGGGCUUGAUUGUACGAGUGGUUGAAGCCCGUCCACUCACCCUGUGGGGGAGGACGAGCCGAUUAUCUGCCAGCUGAGUAUGGAUGAGGUUUGAAAGUUUCAUAUUGGCUUCACUGUGCUGCAGGAGACCUGCAGUGAUGGAAGGUGUCAGCUGUGUCACUGUGUGGUGGGGACGAACAGGAGAGCUGCUGCUGCUUUGGAUUUCCAUCACAGCCUCCUUUUCCUCUCUCCCUGCCAGUCCAGAUGUCAGUCACCCCCCCUUCUUGGCAGUUUCUCCCUCUGUCCCAAGCAGAGCUGGGCCCUCUUUUCUCCAACUUUAGCCCUUUUGCCUUUUCUCAGAGUAUGUUCAUGCUGCCUCCGACAGGGUGGGCUACCAAGCCCGGCCUCAGGGCUUCAUUUGGCCCUCACUCUGUGACACAGCUUUUAUCAGAGUCCGUCCUCCCUGCCUCUCCCCCUCUAUCUGCCUCCCUUCUCUCAGAGAGCGUGGAAAUAGAGCGGGAUAAGAGAGGUCAGGAGAGGUUCAGGGUGAGGGUACUGUUUCACAAGCGAGGCAACAUCAGUUCUGAUCUUCGGACCUGCAUCACUCUACUGGCUUUCAAGGAGACAGAGGAGCACAAGGCCUCCUGUAUCACACAGCCGCCUCUAGGUUUGUGUGUGGUAACUCUGACACUGCCCAGUUCCUGGUACAGCAAUCCACUUGUCAACCAGUCGCAUCCAUGGUACAGUAAUACCCGCCAUACACAUCAAUGGAUGCAGAAGCGAAAAUGGCAACGGAGCAUACGCCGUCACGGCAACCACCAGCAAGCAACUGCGCAGUUUCUGAGAUACCAUCCAAAUAUAGAUGGGGACAUGGAUGGUCCACGGGCCCGCAGAAACCAACGGGGUCCCAUGAAAAACCAAAUACAGCUGUACUACUCAGUGGCGGACCUACAGAUGACAUCAGCAGG
Messenger RNA from Haplochromis burtoni (Burton's mouthbrooder), 2111 nucleotides. Its product is annotated as transmembrane protein 132C. The record is from RefSeq and is a predicted model, not a curated record. NCBI's taxonomy places the organism in Eukaryota, Metazoa, Chordata, Actinopteri, Cichliformes, Cichlidae.